AUGGCUUCUGAAGUGGAGGAGAAGGCAUACGCUUGGCAGCAGCUGGCGCGAUUCAUGGGCUAUGAGAUGCGUGCGAAUGAGAUGGAAGCAAAAAAUGAGGAACAUUGCCGUCUUCAUACAACUAUGAUUGAAGAACGAGGAAUUAAGCUGCCCAUGCCUAAAAUAGGUAUCGAAGCAGCACACAUUGCCGUUGAUAUUGCGAUUAACCAACAGCCUAAGUACAGUCAUCACUAUGUGACCAAAGGAACUCUGUACCUUCUGCAGCUAAGAGAUUUCAAAUCAGAGGACGGGCCUACCCUUCCCGCCUCCAUGACUGAAGUGAUUGAUGUAUGUCGCAAAGCACUAGAAGUCUACGACAAGGCACUUAGUACUACUCAUGAGCUCAACUAUUAUUCAAUGAUAGGGAAAGUUCAAGCCAUUGUCUCGCUUCUUCAAAUAGUCAAAGGUUUGCCGUUCUUUCGCUUAGAUGGUGAAAGCAUUACAAAGUAUCUAAAGACAGCUGAUAUUCCAAGUGAACUGGAAGAGGUACUCACCCAGGAAGAACACAACUACAUAAAAGAUCUAAGUUCUACGACACUUGGUCUUCUUAAUGAAAUUUUCGGAGAUGUUAAGUUCCGACUCAUGACUACUUAUGGUGACAAUGCAAUCAGAGGUUUAAUUAAUGCCAAAUUGAGGGCGUUGAAAUUGCGAAGAACCUUUUAUGAAGUGACGGGUUUCGAUAGAAGCCAGCUGCGUGAUAUGGUAGUUACGACGUCUUCCCAACCGUUUACGAGGGAUGCCCAGGCUCUUUGCCAACAGUUUGUACAAGAUGUUCUUUUCAUAAACAAUGAGACCACGUACAGCACAUGGCUUAAUUUAAGCGAUGGAGAAGUUUCCCGGAUUUAUAACUCGCUUAAAGUGCUUUGCUCUCGUGGCUAUGGAAGUCAUGAUGACAUGCUUAUUUGUUGUAAGGCUUGUCUUCGUUUACAAGAGAAACCAUCCGUCGAAGAGCUGGACGAAAUUGUGACCAUGUGGGUGUCGAAAUUUCCGGAUUCAGAAUGGGCCCAUCUAUUUAACUACAUGAUUCAUUUCCCAAUUCCAGAUAAACGGCUCGCGUUCUUCAAUUAUUCCGCCAAAGAAUCAAUCAAGAAAUGCGACAAAAUCGUCCUGAAGAAGACAGGAAAAGGAUUCCGGAAAUCUGGUGCAGAAUACUUUCUUGGAAAGGGAACUGGAUUGUACGCCAUUGCAAACAGUCAACAGUUUCGAUCGCUUGAAAAGGGGGAAUCUAAAACCAACCUCUGGAGAAGUAGAGAGAUCUCAGAGAAGCUAGAACGAGUGUGCGGUCAAAAGGAUGUCAACUUCAACGGUGUUAUAACGUACCAAGGAAUUCAGCUACGUUUUGACGACAAACGUUACCCAAAGCAAAGUAAAGACGACUUGUGGUUCUACGUUGGCUUUUCUCUUUCUGGACCUUAUGCAUAUGACCCUGUUGACAAUGAUACUUACGCAGCCAUCUUAAGUCGUAAGGACAUCGAAACUUUCGAUUGGGAAUUCCCUCUGAUCGAUUACGCAAAUGGAAAGGACAACCUUACCGCAGCUGUACCAAGAAGAGAAAAACAAUAUGAGCCGAGGAAUCCGAAAAGAGGACAAAAGGCAGUAGCAGCAAAUGCUGGGGAUUUUUCCGAUAUUUCCAUCAGCCCACUAUCAAAGGAAAAACAAUAUAUGAGCUCAUCAGUGCCAAAUUUGCUCAACACGCUAAUCAGUGGCUCCCCCGACGUUCCCGGAGAACCAGAAAAGUCUGCUGUUUCGUCCAGUUGUUUUAAUACCCACGCUAGGAGUGCUAUGUCAUCCUGGGUCAGUAUUGAAAACGUCUACCAACCAGGCACAUCGUCUCACCCUGUCUCGUAUGCUUCCGCUGUGCAGCAAGGGCGUUCACGACAGGAGGAACAACUACCAAAAUCCCCAAGCCGACCACGGAGUGGCCCUGGAACGUCUUUUUCUGCACAAGGACGCAAAUGGAAGUCCAUUGAGGUUACUCGUGGAACAGAAAGGUACAAGUUUACACCCAAGUAUGUUGACGAGGCAGGCAAGCUUCAUCAUGGAGCUUGGGUACUUGGCGCUAAAAAAUCAAAGGAGUGCGAAACUCAUACAUGUGGGGUUCCCGAUAUCAACAUCACAAAUCGUUGUCCUUUUGCUCAUUCUUGGAGGGGAGAUACCCUUCAGCAUGUUUGUUUAAAGUGCACACGCGCGAAUAAACCAAAUUGUAAAGAAAGGCGCCCUCAUGAGCCAUUUAUUUAUAACUUGGGACCUUACUGUACUGAGGAGGGAAAAAUCUGGAGAGAAACGCGGGCAGAACAGCCAAAAUGA
Messenger RNA from Porites lobata, 2346 nucleotides. The record is from the annotation of a GenBank genome assembly. NCBI's taxonomy places the organism in Eukaryota, Metazoa, Cnidaria, Anthozoa, Scleractinia, Poritidae.